This is a messenger RNA of Tachysurus vachellii, 3353 nucleotides long. RefSeq names its product glypican-6-like. Lineage: Eukaryota; Metazoa; Chordata; Actinopteri; Siluriformes; Bagridae. Gene Ontology annotation, cellular component: extracellular region; cell surface; plasma membrane. The transcript has 9 exons. Bases 163 to 1716 code for a protein of 517 amino acids. The record is from RefSeq and is a predicted model, not a curated record. Gene Ontology annotation, biological process: cell migration; regulation of protein localization to membrane; regulation of signal transduction.
ACAAAUAAACAGCUCGAGAGGCAUCACGCGCGUCUACGGUUAUGGUGGUGGUGAUGAUGAUGAUGGUGGUCCCUCAGCCCGGAAGUGGAGCUGGAUGAUCUGUAUAUUUUUUGCGUUAUAAUAGUUAUUUUGUUCUUGAUUUCUUAAUAACCCGAAUGUGCGAUGGUUCUCGCGCGCGUCGCUGAGCUCCUUCUGUGCGCGCUCUGUGCGCUGGUGCGCGCCGAGGACCGCGCGCCCGCCGGGUGUAGCGCGGUGAGACAGGUGUACAGUGACAUGGGCUUCAGCUCCGGGACCGUCCCUGAUAAUGUCACGGCAGGUGACUACCUGCAGGUGUGUGUGCAGAACUGGACUUGCUGUAGCACAGAAAUGGAGAUGAAUUUCAUUGAGAGGAGUAAACAUGAGUUUGAAAAGUUUGUGGAUGAGGCCACUGAAGACUUGAGGAACACAUUUGAGUCCAGAUAUAAAAUGUUUGAUGAUUUCUUCCUGGAGCUCCUGGAGAAAACCGAACGCUCGCUGAAUGAGAUGUUCCUUCGCACUUACGGCGAUCUGUACACGCAGAACGCAGACGUGUUCCAGCAGCUGUUUUCUGAACUGAAACACUAUUACUCUGGUGAAAAUGUGAACCUGGAGGAGGCAAUCGGAGAUUUCUGGGUGCAUCUGAUGGAGCGCAUGUUCCAGCUGCUGAACUCACAGUAUGACAUCAAUGACGAUUACAUGGAGUGCGUGAACAAACACAUGGAUGAUCUCAAGCCCUUCGGUGACGUGCCAAAAACUGUCAAAGUUCAGGUGUCAAGGGCGUUUGCCGUAGCUCGUACCUUCGUCCAAGGACUCGGAUUUGGACAGGAAGUGGCUAACAAUGCAUCCAAGGUUAACUUGAGCACAACAUGUGUUAGCAACAUCACUGAAAUGCUUUACUGCCCGUACUGCCAGGGUGCGACGUCACAGAAGCCAUGUAAAGAUUACUGCCUUCAUGUCCUGAAGCUCUGUUUAAGGUCUCAACUCAGAAUGGAUGACGACUGGACUCGCUACAUUGACGCGAUGUUGCUGCUGAUUGAGAGACUCGAAGGACCACUUAACAUCGAGUCCGUCAUGGAGCCGAUCGACGUCAAGAUUUCAGACGCCAUCAUGACAAUGCAGGAGAAAACCAUGGAGCUGUCGUAUAAAGUUUUUCGUGGUUGUGGUCAGCCAAAGCUUUUGGAAAAGAUCAGACGAGAUCGUGACGUCUCCGGCACUUUCGAUGCCAGAUUUACAACGACCGAGUUGACUGGCACAAACCUACAAAAACUAGUAGUGGACAUUAAGGAGAAACUGUCCCAGUUUAAGUCGUUCUGGUCGUCGCUGCCUGAGUUUGUGUGUCAGGAUGAGAACGUAGCUGCAAGCGCAGAGGAGACGAGCUGCUGGGACGCAGAGAAACAAGACUGGAACGUCUCUGAAGCCUUUGAUGAAUUGUUUUUCGAUUACCCGGCGGUGGCCAGCACACUAAAGCGAGCUUACAGCGGCUACCAGACGCACGACGAUGACACCAGUGAUGAGGUGAGUGGAUCGGGAAGUGGGAGUGGCUGUAUGGAGUCGUGUCUUCCUCCGGUUCCCCCUCUCUACACUGAAAACCCAAAGACAGAAGAGUCCUCCACCUCACACAUCCACCCAUGCAACUUCCUCCUCCUCCUCCUUCUGUUGGUUCUGUCCAUCCUCACAUCUCUGGAGCAGCAGAGCUAAUACAUACAGCCCUAUGUGUUCAUUAGUGUAAGGUGGCUCGAGGACUGCAGGAUGGAGAAAGUGAAAACCGACUAAAUGGAUGUUCACCUCCGUCGUGUCCACUUCGUUUAUUUCUACUUCAGUUUCCUCUUUUAUCUUCAAUUAAUAACCAGUGCGAAAUUUUCUGCUUUCAUUGUGUCUUUAACAUCCUUUUGGUUAACACACUUCUUUUAGGACCAUUUUAAAAGUGCUUUGAGUAGAAUUUGGGCUGGUCAGCUUGUUUACCAGGUGCCUAAAUCCUGCCUGUCAGAGUCCACAUUAGCAUUCAAUUUCAGCCACUUUAGAGUUAGCACUUAGUUCAUAUUUAAUACUUUUCAUGAGGGUGGAGUAAAGUGUCAAUGUCAGAACAUAUACAAUCCACUUGCUCUGUUCACCAGAUAUUUCCACAUUAGUGCAAGAAUAACAGCAAUAAAAAAUUAAUUAAUAAAGUACCUUGGAUAAGUAUUUAUGCUCUUGAACGUCUCCACAUUUUGGAGUGUUAUAACCUGGAACUGAAACAAUCAAAUUCUAAUAUCAUUUAAAAUGAAAUAUUUUGUUUUUUAAUGCUGAAGCAUGGUGGUGGAGCAUCACGUCAGCUUUAAUGUGCAAAUGGAUCAUAAGGGUAGAGGACAAGCUGGAUGGGGCUAAAUAAAGGAGGUCCUAGAGAAAAUCUGUUCCACUUUACAAGUGACUUCGAGAUCCAAUAGACAUAUUCCUGAAGAAUUUACAGCUAUAAUUGAGUCUUAACCCAACAAAAUAUCUGCUUUUUUAAGAAGAAAAUGAACAAAAAAAAAAAUAUUUUGCACCUUCACAUUUCAGUUUGUGUGAAUUAAACAGUAAAAAACGAACGGAAGUCUGCUUCGGUACCAGGAUGUAACAUUAAUGAAUGUGUUUAUGGUUGGAGUCUAUGAAAGAAAUGAAGCCUCGUGAAACUUCAGUACACAGUCGUGUGUGUGUGUGUUUAAACAGUGAUCAGAUGACAACCAUGUUUUGAGCAGAAAUCAAAAAAAUCAUUUACACACCAGAACAUAAAACAUGUAGAAUGUACACGAAGCACUUUGCUGUGGUGGUGUUGAGAGAUGUAAUGCAUCUUAAUUCUUAUCUGUAAUUCACCGUAAAAUUGAUAUAGACACACAAUGCAAAAAAGAUAAUAAGUCUGUGGCCACUUAAAUAGGAACAGGUACCUGUGCUCAUCCAUGCAUUUAUUAAUAUGUAGCUCUGUUCAACUGUGUUUAUCCACUUCACUGUCUUCUGCUCACCUUACAUUUCAUCUCAUUUUUUAUACAUCUGAGCAAUUGAGGGUUAAGGGCCUUGUUAAAUGGCCCAGCAGUGUCAGCUUGGUGAACCUAGGAUUUGAGCCCACAACCUUCCGGUCAGUAGUCCAACACGGUGACCACGAGGCUAUUACAUCCCACACUUAUAAAGAGAGCUUAUUUGUUUGCUCUGCCACCACACGUACAGGCAGGUGUACAGGUAUUCCUAUUAAAGUGGCCGGCAUAUAAAUACGUAUAUGUGUGACUAAUGUAAUUCAGAAAGGAAACUUAUUUCCAAGUCUGAGUGUCUUAUCGAUGCUAAAACAUGUCGCAUAGCUACAGAAAGCUCAUUUCACAUGUUAAUUU